AGUUAAGUCAGGAAUCACAGUAUGGGAAGGUUCUCCGUCGAGGCUAAACGUCCCCUGAGAGCCGUUGACCUGAAGGGAGGUAAAUGUCUUCCUUGUGAAGCCCUAGCACCAAGACGUAACCGCUAUGGAUACCAGUAUCUUCAAAACUCUUGUAUAUUUUACCCUCUUCUUCUUGAAUCUGAGAGAAUCAUCGGCAAGUUCUGGUGUGACUUACAAAGAAGUCCUUAAGAAUCUGAAGCUGACUCUUCCUGGAACGUUCACAACAAAAUCGGCAUUCAAUACUUUAGCGUGCGCAUCUUUCUGCUUGGAGAUCCAGUGUCAAGGGUUUGGUUACAUCCAGCCAACGAAGGUGUGCAGGCUGUACACAGGUCUGAACCAGUACUUGGUACCAGAGGCGACGACCGUCUACGGGCUGAGGACGUUCCUGCCCCUGAAUUCGAACAUCAUCUUCAUCAAGGUCCUGACUCCAGCGAGACCUUGGAAUGUGGGGAAAGCAGACUGCGAGGCUCUGAACGGAAAGUUGAUUUACAUCCCAAUUGAAAACGACGCAGAGGGAAUCAGGCUGCUGAAUCUGUAUGGCGGUUAUAUGGUUGGGCUGUACAAGACAUCCAGGUACAGCAAAACAUUCUACGAUUUCUACGGCAACACCUUCAACGAAAGUGAGAUCAAAUGGAUCCCAGGCCAGCCAGAUUACAUUGAGGGCAUAAAUUUAAGCCCAUUUUGCAUAUCCAGGACUGCUAUAAGUGGCCAUGAGGACGUCUGGUGUGAGUCUGAUUUUGGUGAUUUCCCGAUCUGCGAUGUUUAUGGAGACUGGCGGUACUCUUAAAUUAGAUUGACUUCUGGUAUUUUGCUUAUUUGAUCUUGUGUCCAUGUUAAAAGAAGCAUUUUUGCAUAUUUACACGGCAUGUCUGUCGAGUGGUUUUACGCAGAGAAAGUUUUCACGGCAUAUUUCGUGCUUGAGAAAUUUGAUGGGCAUGGUGGCAUACUUAAUUAAAGGUGGUUACCAAAUGGUUUGAUAAUUGUUUACUAAUAAGCCUUAAUAUCAAAGUUCUCAGCUGAAAUAUAUUUAGUAACUAGAACUUAGAGAGUAAUAUUUAAUUGUAUUAGGCUUUCUACUUUUUACCCUUUAGCAUAAACUGGCUUUACUAAGAGAACCUCUCCUCACGGUUUAAUGAGCAUAAGGGAAGGAAUUGCACAAUCAAGUCUUUUAGAAAAUCUGAUGAUAUUCUUUUAGGCAACAUUGUGACGGUAUAUAUGACAUCAGUAACUCAAAUAUCAAAGACUCUAAGAUGCUUAACAAAGGUAAUAGUGAAUUUAAAAUAAGAAUUUCUGAGUGUGCACUGAUCAAGUGUGAUUUGUCACUGGAAUCUUAACUCAUUUCCUCAUAUAAUACUUCUUUGCUUUUAUUACGUAAGUUUGUUGCUACUAUCAAUUCGUCACCAUUAGAUUGUAUUUGUAAAAAUGGAAAAAAUGCAUGUUCACAGUGUAA
Macrobrachium nipponense is the source of this 1489-nucleotide messenger RNA. RefSeq lists its product as uncharacterized. Lineage: Eukaryota; Metazoa; Arthropoda; Malacostraca; Decapoda; Palaemonidae. The transcript has 4 exons. Bases 125 to 826 code for a protein of 233 amino acids. The record is from RefSeq and is a predicted model, not a curated record.